UUUCUCAUUAGUAGUAAUUAUACGACGCUAUUGUCUUAUCAUAAUCGAAUUUUUAGAGCAAUCUUAAAGUUAAAACAACUUGGUUAAGCAUUAAAACCGUAACCUAACCCGCCAUUAUGCGCCAGAAGAAAGAAAAACGACCCUCGACAGGAUGGAAGAUUCAACCAAAGUAUAUAGAGAAAGUACUAAUUGGAAAUUGGUUCGAAGAACGAGAACAGUUAUAUAGAAAACACGUGCUCGGUAGUACUGAAAUCGGGCAGUCUGGUUACAUCAAACCAAUUCCAUCUCUUGCCUCAAAGUUUCCCACACGAAAGGAACUGGCAUUAAGGAACUGGGAGGGAAUAGGUCGAAGAUGUCUUAGCUAUAGCGACGAAUAUAAACCCAACCUGAUAACAAGUCACGUUGUUGACUACCAAGAACCUAUGCAAACCCCUCCCACUACUAUCCGUAAAUGGAACUCGCGCAAAUCCUUGUGGUUGCCAGAAAAGCUAGAUCGACCUGCUGAAGGAAUACAGCUUCCAAGACUUCUUAAUAGUAAGGUAAAUCCAAUUUCAAGAAAUUUUACCUCACAAAACGAAAACACACCUUCCACCAAAAAGCACGACGACAACCAGUGUCCACCAAUAAACAUGCCACAAACCUACAAACACGAACCAGUUGUGAUCAAGUAUAGACACAGAAAAUCCGAUGUGACACCAAUCUUCCCGGUCAUCCUAAGAAACACAUCCAAGAGACAUCUAGUGGUCAAGUGGAACAUGUAAAAAUACACCAAAACAUCUUCUGGUCGAGGUG
Actinia tenebrosa (Australian red waratah sea anemone) is the source of this 792-nucleotide messenger RNA. RefSeq names its product cilia- and flagella-associated protein 107-like. Gene Ontology annotation, cellular component: axonemal microtubule. The record is from RefSeq and is a predicted model, not a curated record. Lineage: Eukaryota; Metazoa; Cnidaria; Anthozoa; Actiniaria; Actiniidae. Gene Ontology annotation, biological process: flagellated sperm motility.